Pelobates fuscus (common spadefoot toad) is the source of this 822-nucleotide messenger RNA. RefSeq names its product transmembrane protein 208 (gene TMEM208). Bases 50 to 574 code for a protein of 174 amino acids. The transcript has 6 exons. Gene Ontology annotation, cellular component: intracellular membrane-bounded organelle. NCBI's taxonomy places the organism in Eukaryota, Metazoa, Chordata, Amphibia, Anura, Pelobatidae. The record is from RefSeq and is a predicted model, not a curated record. Gene Ontology annotation, biological process: vacuolar protein processing.
CAUUAGGCGCCGGAAGUUGUUGUUGUGCUGAGGUGGUGCAGCCGGUGAUAUGGCGCCUAAAGGAAAAGCAGCCACUAAGGGAAAGAAGCAGAUCUAUGAAGAAAACAAGGAGACCCUGACGUUUUACCUGCGCAUAAUUCUCGGAGCCACUGCGCUGAAUGGAGCCGUGAACCUGGGCUUGUUUUACAUCUCCUCCACCUUCUGGACUUGGGCAUCCUUGGUGUUCAGUGCAAUAGUGUAUGCUGCAGCUUAUCGCUCAAUGCGUGGCAUGGCCCAGGCAUCGUUUUCUGAAGAUGGAAGCCUGCUAGAUGGAGGAAUAGACUUGAACAUGGAGCAAGGAAUGGCAGAACACAUUAAAGAUGUUGUUUUGCUGACUGCUAUCGUGCAGGUCCUGAGCUGCUUUUCGAUGUACGUCUGGUACUUCUGGCUGCUGGCUCCAGGACGCGCUCUGUACUUGCUUUGGGUUAAUGUUCUUGGCCCGUGGUUCACCUCUGACUCCUCGGAAGCUGCCCCUCAGGAGCAGAAUGAGAAGCGGCAAAGACGACAAGAGCGGAGACAGAUGAAGCGUUUUUGAGGCCCCAGCCCUAUUUUUACCAUUUCACAUGUGAAACAGACUGACUCCUGCUGUACGCUGUGAGACUUGUUCACGGUGAAGCUGCUCUUCGAGUACUCAGAAUGUAAAUCCAAGCCUGGAUUUGUUCGGACAUAUGGGCUAUAUCUUCUUCAAUGUUAAAUAAAAUAAAGGAGAUGAAAGACAAUUUCUUACAGUCCGCCAUUUCUAUGUAAUACGAGCUGCAUUAAAUCCCACUGCUCACUCUGUUA